GUGGCGCGGUUAUUCAUUCGCGAUUCGUCCGGUACGGCGUCAGCUAGGUUAUUUUUUACGAAACAAAUAACUACAAAUUAAAAAUGGAAUUCGUCGGCAAGAAAUACAAGAUGACGUCGUCGGAGAACUUCGACGAAUUCAUGAAGGCUUUGGGUGUCGGCCUCAUCACCCGCAAGGCCGCCAACGCAGUGACUCCCACCGUGGAGCUCCGCAAGGAUGGAGACCAGUACACCCUGGUCACCUCCUCCACCUUCAAGACCACGGAAAUGAAGUUCAAGCCUGGAGAGGAGUUUGAUGAGGAGCGCGCUGAUGGUGUCCAGGUGAAGACCGUGUGCUCAUUCGAAGGCAACAAGCUGAAGCAGGUGCAGAAGGCCCCCGACGGCCUGGAGGUCACAUACUUGCGCGAAUUCGGCCCUGAGGAGCUGAAGGCGGUCAUGAACGUGAAGGACGUCACCUGCACCAGGGUCUACAAAGUACAAUAAGAAAACCACUCAAGACUGCAGGGCAGCGCCCUAUUUUUGUCCUAUUACAUAUAGCACAACUAUUUUAUAAAGUUAAAUUAUGUUACUAUACUCCCACAACUAAAUGACUGCUCAAAGAAGGCGGCCAAUCGCAAUGCAACAGCUGAUAGGAUUGACCAAUGAGCGCUAAAGAAAUCGACCAAUCAGAUGCGCCAGCUAAUAUUUUUAACCAAUGAGCGCUCGCUGCUGACUUCACGCUUCACAUCAGUUACAACGAUUAUUUUUAAAUUUAAACGGCAGUCCUUUACUUGUAGAGUUUAAACGAGUAUAUUAUUCUGUCAAACCUGUGUCAAACAUAUUGACACUGCUUGUGAACUCAAAUGUUUAUUUUUAUAUGAUUUGAAUGAGUGUUUGCCAAAGUUAGGUUAACCCUGUACUACGCGGUGAUGCGGACCUACUUGCGUAUGUUUGCAUAAGCUAUGGCGUGCUAAAUAAACUCGUUUUUAUAUAA
This is a messenger RNA of Leguminivora glycinivorella, 972 nucleotides long. It is a transcript of the gene fabp, whose product is annotated as sodium/calcium exchanger regulatory protein 1. The transcript is spliced from 4 exons. Gene Ontology annotation, molecular function: fatty acid binding. Gene Ontology annotation, biological process: fatty acid transport. Bases 84 to 482 code for a protein of 132 amino acids. NCBI's taxonomy places the organism in Eukaryota, Metazoa, Arthropoda, Insecta, Lepidoptera, Tortricidae. Gene Ontology annotation, cellular component: nucleus; cytosol. The record is from RefSeq and is a predicted model, not a curated record.